Molecule: messenger RNA, 1327 nt
Organism: Cuscuta europaea
Lineage: Eukaryota; Viridiplantae; Streptophyta; Magnoliopsida; Solanales; Convolvulaceae
Source: the annotation of a GenBank genome assembly
UACGGAGUAAUAAUUAUUUGAAAGCAGUGCUUAAUUUGGAUUAAUUAGCUGUUUAAUUAUCGCUUUCAUGUGACAACGAACUAGUCCACUACACCCAGCAAGAAAGAGUUAAAUAAAUAAAGCAAAGCACGCCGACGUAACCCUAGACAAAACACUCUUCGGAUUCCACCGAAAGUCUCGCACUUUUCAGAGCCCAGCGGCGCCGCCUGCAGACAUCGAAACAUGCAGCCGGAAAACACGCCGGCGAGCUUUGACUGGUUCAACAACAUUAACAAUAAUUACCCAGACCACCUUAACAAAAACUACGGACUAAUCUCUUCAUCAACCGCUGGCUUCUUCGAAAUCCCACCGUGCCCGGCCGCCGCCGCCGCAAGUAGAAUUCAAGAAGACAAGAUGAGCUUUUGCCAUAGUGGAUUGGCGUUUUGUGCUGAAAAGGUAUCUUCCGGCAGCACCCCAGAAUCUCGGGCCCUGGAAGCUUCCAAGAAUCACAGGGAAGCAGAGAGAAGACGCAGACAGAGGAUCAACUCCCAUCUGGAUUCCCUCAGAGCUCUUCUUCCCUGCAAUUCCAGAACAGAUAAAGCUUCAUUACUAGCGAAAGUGGUUUCACGGCUGAGGGAGCUCAAAGAGGAGGCAUCUCAACUCAUGCAAACCGAAAUCGGCCUCCUUCCAUCGGAGAACGAUGAGAUAACACUCUCCAGAGACAAUGGAGAAGAAUUCUCCACCGGAGAUAGUGGAAGAUUGAUAAUCAAGGCCUCCUUUUGUUGCGAAGACCGUCUGGACCUUUUCCCCGAUCUGAUCCACACUCUCAAAUCUCUCCAUCUCAGUCCGUUGCGGGCCGAGAUGGCGACUCUCGGGGGGAGGAUCAACAACGUUCUGAUCCUCUCCAGAGAUUGUAACGAACACACUAGUGCGGAUGAGUCCAUAUUGUUUCUCCGAAAUGCUUUGAAGACUGUGGUGAAUCGCAGUGCAUAUGGAUCCGGCAGUACGGAAGGCUGUAAGAGGCCAAGAACAAUGUUGCAUGAUAAUGAUAAUUAUAGUAAUGCUCAGAAUAACUAAUUAAGCUGCUGGGUUUAAUUUUCACUGCUCCGACAUAUACAUGGAUACAACAAGGAGAAUCGAGUUGAGUAAAAAUAUUGUAUCAUCGUAUAGUAUGAUAGUAUCUAUAUCGUCUCCUACAAUAUAUAAUAAUGUAGGUUGCAACUUGAUUAAAUUUAGUAUGUUAUUGAGUGGUGUGAGUUGUAAGUUCUGUUUUUUAUUUAAUUCGUUAAGAAUCACUUGCAUUUUUUUCGUAUAUUGUACUCUCUCCAUUUUAAAUUGUUUUGCAAAG